AUGGGUGACCGAGAUCGAAGCCGGUCCCCACGCCGGCGUGAUAACGGCGACCGAGACCGACCGAAAAAGACGAGUGGCUUCCGCUGGAAGGAGAAACGGCGCGACGACGAUUCCCGCGGCGAUGACCGCCGCCUAGACCGUGGCUACAGAGACCGGAACGACCGCCCACGAUCACCUCGGAGAGAUCGCGAUGGAGAUCGCCCUGGAGACCGAUACAGAGACGGCGAUCGUGAGCGUGAGCCUCGACGACGUGACGACCGCGACGCGCCCCGAGAAGAGCGCGAGAAAAAGGUCGAAAAGAAGGAGAAGAAAGAGAAGAAGCCCGUUGUACCUCAGUCAUCUGAGCCCAUGAUCGUCGUCCAUGUGAAUGACCGUCUGGGUACCAAGGCUGCGAUUCCCUGCUUAGCUUCGGAUCCGAUCAAGCUCUUCAAGGCCCAAGUGGCCGCCCGGAUCGGUCGCGAGCCCCACGAGAUCAUGCUGAAGCGCCAGGGCGAACGCCCCUUCAAGGACCAGUUGACGUUGGAAGACUACGGCGUGAGCAACGGAGUACAGCUUGACCUGGAAGUUGGAACCGGAGAUUGA
Molecule: messenger RNA, 582 nt
Organism: Penicillium brasilianum
Lineage: Eukaryota; Fungi; Ascomycota; Eurotiomycetes; Eurotiales; Aspergillaceae
Source: the annotation of a GenBank genome assembly